Molecule: messenger RNA, 2011 nt
Organism: Anopheles cruzii
Lineage: Eukaryota; Metazoa; Arthropoda; Insecta; Diptera; Culicidae
Gene: wmd
Product: serine-threonine kinase receptor-associated protein
Exons: 3
Coding region: 621-1616 (331 amino acids)
Biological process (GO): spliceosomal snRNP assembly
Cellular component (GO): SMN complex
Molecular function (GO): protein binding; RNA binding
Source: RefSeq, a predicted model, not a curated record
CGGAACAUCGCGAGUGCUCAGUACUUUGCAUUCUUCCGCGACACCGUUACAGUUACAGAGUAGUGCGUAGCGCCGGACACUGCCAUACGGUAUGGUUAACUAUACUCAUUGAUUAUUGGUGCUACUCGCUCGCUAACGAACGGUGUUUUCCAACUCGACUGAAUGUACGUGAAACUCCAAGGCUGGGUCACGAAGUGACAUUGGAACUCCGCUCACCACCACGCAACGUACAACGUAAAUUUCCGUCAUAGAAAGUGGCAAAGUGUAGAGAAAGGCGAAGGCAAAGUGUGCAGGCGAUUCGCAGCAGCAUCGUCAUAAUUUGAUUUCUUAUCGUUUCGCGACUGCGGGGCAGAAGCCUUGCCUUGCGUUCCUGUUCCUUGCGGUCUACUAAACCUUUACUACGUGCCGUAGCCUUAAGUGCGCGUGUGAGGGUUGCUAAUUUAGCUUAGUCUGGCCUGACGGGGCUCGUGCGAUAUAGGACGAAACAGCAGAGUGUGUGCGGUGUUUUGUCAGUGACGCUACUUGCUUCUCAAAGGAACUGUUUUGUGCUCGGCAGAAGUCACUAAAACGUUCGCAUUUAGCAUUUUAGACGACGGCGGACCACCAAAGCAAACCGAACUAUGAAACAAAUCCCCUUGACCUGCUCCGGGCACACCAGACCCGUGGUACAUUUGGAUUUCAGCGGCCUUACCGAGUGUGGAUAUUUUCUCAUAUCGGCUUGUAAAGAUGGCAAGCCGAUGCUGCGAAUGGGCGACACCGGCGAUUGGGUUGGCACGUUUGAGGGCCAUAAAGGUGCCGUUUGGGGGGUGGCAUUAAACGACGAGGCCACGCUGGCCGCGUCCGGUGCAGCCGAUUUUACGGGUAAAAUCUGGAAUGCCGUGACGGGCGAGGAAGUCCACAGUUUACAGCACAAUCACAUCGUGAAAACGGUGGCAUUUAGUCACGAUAGUCAGUUGCUGGUCACCGGUAGCAACGAGAAGCUGGUGCGGGUGUUCGAUCUCAGCUCGGAGGGUAAAGCACUGGAAUCGUAUACUGGCCACGCAGGCAGUGUCAAACGAGCACUCUUUUGUCGGAACGAAAAGUGCGUCAUCAGCUGCGCGGACGACAAGUCCUUGCGCCUGUGGGACCGCAGCUCCGGGCAGGAGGUGCAGCGCGUCGAGUUCACAUCCAAUCCCAAUGGUCUCGAGCUGUCCAAGGACGGAACGAUACUCACGGUUACGUACGGCACCUGCGUUUCGUUCUAUGAGAUGGAAACGCUGCAGAAGCUCAAGGAGAUUGUCAUCCCGACGCGCGUAGCCUCGGCCAGUUUGCAUCCGGACAAGCAGAUGUUUGUGUGUGGUGGAGAGGACUUUAAAAUGUACAAGUACGAUUACAUUACGGGCAACGAGAUUGAAUCCUUCAAGGGCCACUUCGGACCUGUACACUCGGUCAGCUUCAGUCCGGACGGUGAGCUGUACGCCAGUGGGUCUGAGGAUGGCACACUGCGCCUGUGGCAAACGACCGUCGGUAAAACGUACGGACUGUGGAAGUGUACGGAACCGACGGAUCUUAACAAUUCCGCCACCGUCAAUUGUCCGCCACCAGCUGCCCCCUCUACACCGGUCACCGCGAACUGAGCCACUGCACGACGAUGUAUACAGGAGUGAUCUUCAAACGAGAAACAGUCUGUACUGACAAAAACGUGUCGUUCGUGACAAAAGCCCCGUAGUGAAACGGUAACAAUAAUCUUCCACCGUCGCCAUUGGUUCCGGACGCCACCCUUUGCACUUCAAGCGGACGAGAUUUGUAUUAUGGACUUAAGAUCCACAGUAUGUGUGCAGCGAACAGAAUCCGGGCACCAUGCAACAGCAUCGAUCUGCUCCGUAGAAGGAGCCUUUCCCCAUUCAGUAACCCAUAUAAUCAUUCUCGGAUGAAGCAGCGAAUGGCGUUGGCCAAACGACGUGAAAUGACGAAAUCCAUUUAUUUAUCUGCGGAAAGAUGUGAGUGAGAAGUGCUUUUAAUUUGUUGCAAA